AUGACCGACGUUGAGGAAGCAUUCACAUCAACGAUCGACAUGGAGGACAUCCUUACAAGGUUGCAUACGCAAUGCGACUACGAACGUUUGGAAAGCGAGAUGGAACGAAUGAAGGAAGAGUUAGACCAGGAACGAAUGAGGGCAUUGGAAUUGGACAAUCGAAUAGCGGAUUUGAGUGACGGACGAAACAGUAUGAUAAUCCUCUCAUUUGGUUUGUUUCUUGCCUUCUUCUCUAUUGCCUUCUUCCUUGCGGGACCCAAAUCUUCUCGCUUUUUGUCAAAAGAAAAAGAUUUUGAGACUGUGUCGUACAGCGAACGACAAGAAUUGUUCUGGGGAAUCCCACGAAUCCUGAAAUUGACGAUCUGA
Messenger RNA from Cylicostephanus goldi, 366 nucleotides. The record is from the annotation of a GenBank genome assembly. NCBI's taxonomy places the organism in Eukaryota, Metazoa, Nematoda, Chromadorea, Rhabditida, Strongylidae.